AUGGCACUCGCAUUUUUGAGCGCACCAGCCCUGCCAGGACUUUGGGGCUUCGGCGAGGCCGCCGAGGCAUCGCAUCACUCCAAGCCCUGGCCGGAAUCGAUGAGUGCUGAGGCAGUUAUCAAAAGCAAUGAUUGCGGGGGUGAUGUCGUUCUGGCUCAGUUGGGCGCACAUCUAUGUCAUCGGAGGAAAUACAUUUCACUCGCACAAGAGCGGUGUUGAAGUUGAGCUCCAAGAGGAAGGAUCAUCGUCAUUUGUUGUUUGAUUUUGGCACUGAGAAACUGCAAGUAAUCUUGGGACAGAAAGUCUGCCUCAGUGAUGGAGUCCCGUCCCUUAUGCAACUUGAGAAUCGGCCAAGGCUUUGAUCAUAA
Messenger RNA from Puccinia graminis f. sp. tritici CRL 75-36-700-3, 368 nucleotides. RefSeq lists its product as uncharacterized. Lineage: Eukaryota; Fungi; Basidiomycota; Pucciniomycetes; Pucciniales; Pucciniaceae. Bases 1 to 219 code for a protein of 72 amino acids. The record is from RefSeq and is a predicted model, not a curated record. The transcript has a single exon.